AUGAAGUCGACAUUUUCUCAAUCAUUGGAAGCAAUUUCGCGACAACGCAGCUUUGCUUGUCUAUCACUGAAGUUUGGAAGUUUGUUUUCUGGGCUAGCGAUUAUCUUAUAUUCGAUAUUUGCGUUGGCGCACUGUUUCUUGUCGUUUGGAAAACUUCCAGCAGAGUUCAACACAAGUGAUUUCAAUAUCGUAUUUGCGUAUAGCGUGGUUGCUGGCCUUACCUUCACGCACGCUUUUACCCUGUUCCUGAGUGCUUUAUUGCUAGUUGGAGUUAUAAGAGAAAAACUACCGCUAAUACGGCCAUGGAUCGUUUGGACGUCUAUUCAAGUAUGUCUGUCUGUGAUUAUGUUCGUCUUAUGGAGUACCAUGAGUCUUGUCACGCAUGAAGGAAGCGGGUCAUUGCUACUAUAUGUCGUCGACUUUUUAGUGCUUAUGGUCCGUUUCUACAUGCUGAUGAUAGUAGCAAGCUUCUACAAGCAAGUGGAGGAAUCUGGUGGGGAAACUGAAAGGUUAAAAACCGUAAACUUGGAGAACUGGUACACAGCGUAA
Messenger RNA from Leptosia nina, 549 nucleotides. The record is from the annotation of a GenBank genome assembly. Lineage: Eukaryota; Metazoa; Arthropoda; Insecta; Lepidoptera; Pieridae.